UGCUGCUGGAAAUUUCCAUGCAAAACACGUUGUGGUUCUACACUCUGAAUUCAUUGGAAAUUACUGGCAGAAAAGCUGAGCAAUACUGAGGCUGUCAUACAACACUAUAUCCGCAUAGCUGAACAUUCCUAAUUAUCUGAAACAGCAUGGAUGUGUUGAAUGUCCUGCUUCUCAUUGCUGGAUUUGAGGCCAGUGUGGCGACUGUUUGCCCUGUGGGCUGGCACCGAUAUGGCAAGAACUGCUACUUUGUGAUCAAAACAAAGUGGAACUGGUACACAGCGAAAAAAACCUGUGCCGCUUCUCAUGCAAGCCUUGCAGUUCCCAUCUCAUCUGAAGAGCAGACAUUUAUAUGGGAAUUACUCCAGCGGGAGUUUUAUCCUGAUGGUCCAGGGAAUGGGGCCUGGAUUGGCUGCAAUGAUAUCAACAAGGAUGGUGUUUGGCAGAACUGUCCUCUGAGAGGUGGUGAGACCAACGCGUACCAGAACUGGAGGGAAGGAAGGCCAGGCAAUCAGUACCGGUACAGGGGAGCUGAUUGUGCAUUGAUGGUCAAUUCAGCAGGUGGCAAAUGGGGCAAUCAGUACUGUACCAAUCCCAGAUAUGCAACAUGUGAGCUUGCUAUCAUCGACUACAACCCUCUAUUCUGCCUUCAGAUCGGCUCCGAUGGUCGCAUCACCUCCCCGUGCCUCACUGAUAAGCACGUCUUGAUGGAGUUACAGGCUCAGGGUCUGGUGUCUUGUGGCAAGGCCUGCCUCUCUCAUCCCGAAUGUAGCUCCUUCAAUCUGAAGGACCAAGGCCAGGGCAAGAUGGUGUGCCAGCUGAAUGACCUCGCCCUUCAAAAUGCAGCGGCUGAAGAUGUGGUGGAAAUUGAGAACUGCUACGGCCUGGAUCUGUAGAAACUGGUUGCAUGAAGCAAACUGAUACC
This is a messenger RNA of Patiria miniata (bat star), 922 nucleotides long. Its product is annotated as perlucin-like protein. Bases 147 to 893 code for a protein of 248 amino acids. The transcript has a single exon. NCBI's taxonomy places the organism in Eukaryota, Metazoa, Echinodermata, Asteroidea, Valvatida, Asterinidae. The record is from RefSeq and is a predicted model, not a curated record. Gene Ontology annotation, molecular function: signaling receptor activity.